CAUUUUUUUUCAUUUUGGCAAUUCGGAAUUUUCAAACGUCAGAUUUUAUUGUCGCAAAAAUUUUAGUCUUAUUUUCUUAAAAUAUUGUUUGAUCUAAAAACAUAUUAUAAAAAUACAGAAAACUCGAUCCGUAUCAACCACUAAGUGCCAAGCUGUUGGCGUAAAGUUGCAUAAAUGAAUGAUGUCUUUGAGGUCGAAAGCCCUUGCGCUGGUGGAGGUAUUAUUGCGGGUGCCCCCAUUGUUUGUGGUGGAUGAGUUCCUGAAGAUAAGCCUGGGGCUGCCGGUGUCCACUGGCGAGGAAGUGUCGCUGUUGUCCAACGUGACUAUUGACCACGUAGAUAUAACAGACGCAGACGGCAAUUACUAUGACUCCAACUUCUACAACACUUUCGUCUUCACACUCGUUAAAUUCUUCGUAUGUUGUCUGGGAUGUAUGACAGCGCUGUGCAUAUUCGUGCUCUAUACAAAACACCUCAUCAUAGUCUACUUGUAUCUAAUGUCGCUAGGGAUAGUGUUCGUGUCGUAUUGGACAAACGUGUCCGCCAUCAAACAGAUCCAGACUCUGAUACAGACGGCGACCACUCCGCACUCGGCCAGUAUACUGGAGGACAUCCUGGACUUGAAUCUAAAAAGACUGCUCGAUCUCGAAGGUCCCGGUAUACUGGUUAUCCAGAACUUCGCCAUACAGUUCAUACUGUCGGUCCUGUUUAGAAAUGUACAUCUCGGGCCUCGACAUCCGACUAUCCAGAAGCUGUUGCCGUUAAGCUUCAUGGCUCCGUCUUUCCUGGCGAUGCUGCCGGUGUCGCAGAAUGUAUUGCAUCACUCCCCCGUGUUCUCGUCGCUGUUGCCGUUGGUGCUGGUGCAGUACGCGAUAUGGGCGUCCAGCUAUGACGUCAUACAAGUAAUCUACGCCGGCUACCAGCACGGAAGACUGUUCGUCAGUCACAACGGCUUGUCCGCGCUGGUGGAGACGGAAUGGAUGAGGCUGAACGUGCCCUGUGUGUUGAGAGUGUUCUGGGUGAUGCGUGUCGCUGAGCACGCGAUACUGCUGCUCAUGGAGACCUACGAUGACGAGGGUGACGAAGGCCUGAAGGUGUCAACGCUGCUGGCCGUACAGUCGCUCGCCUCCAUGGCCAAGUCCUUGUUAGUGACGGGUUGCGAAACCAUAACGGCCGUCUUGGGCAUGACUUCCGUGAUAUCGUUCUUCUGCCACUACAUCGGUAACUUCUUCCAAUGGAUACUGCUGACGGAGGAGGAGGAGGAUAAGAGUAUAGGCACAGUGUCAGCUAUACUGUUUUACAUACUCGCCCUCCAGACGGGACUGACCUCUUUGAAUCCGGAGAAGAGAUUCAUCCGUUUGUGCCGAAAUUUCUGCUUACUAUUCACGGCUCUGCUGCAUUUCCUGCAUAACAUAGUGAAUCCGAUGCUGAUGUCAUUGAGUGCGGCCCACAAUCCGAGCACACACAGGCACGUGCGAGCGCUGGGCGUGUGCGCUUUUCUCAUAAUCUUCCCGAUAUCGCUACUGGUGUACCUCUGGUCCCAGCACUCCAUCUCCACCUGGCUGCUCGCGGUCAGCGUGUUCAGCAUAGAGGUCAUCGUCAAAGUCAUCGUCAGCCUGAUGAUAUACUCGCUCUUCCUGUUCGACGCCUACAGGAGCACGUUCUGGGAGAAGCUGGACGACUACGUGUACUACAUACGAGCGUUCGGCAACACCAUAGAGUUCUGUUUCGGUAUCUUCCUGUUCUUCAACGGCGCCUGGAUAUUGCUGUUCGAGUCGGGCGGCGCCAUCCGCGCGGUCAUGAUGUGCAUACACGCGUACUUCAACAUCUGGUGCGAGGCGAGGGCCGGCUGGUCGGUGUUCAUGAAGCGGCGCACGGCCGUCAACAAGAUAAACUCGCUGAAGGAGGCCUCCGCGGACCAGCUCCACCGACUGGACGACGUCUGCGCGAUCUGCUACCAGGAGAUGCACUCGGCCAAGAUAACGAGGUGCAACCACUUCUUCCACGGCGUCUGUCUCAGGAAGUGGCUAUACGUCCAGGACAGGUGUCCGCUGUGCCACGACAUCCUGUACAAGAUAGACAACGACCCGAACAAGGACAACGGCUCGGAGGCAGCCAACGAGGAGAACAGCAACAACCAGAACCUGCUGCUCGAAGACGAACCCGACCUCCUGUUGAACGACGUGAGGUGACUGGACAACGGACACGCGCCUUUGAAUCAAGACUAAGCCUCGAUUUAACAGUGUUUAUGUAAUGUGUAGUGAGUUAUUUAUACUAUAUAGGAACCGGUGGGUCGUUGUGAUCAAAAAUAAAGUCCCGCGUCCGUGGCUCCGCUCACAGACGGACGGUCGCGUGUAAGUUAUGUUUGUUACAGUCCGUGCUUAGAUCGUGGCGCCGUCACAGUCCUAUUAAUGUUACUUUAAAUCGCUAGUUUCUAUUCUAAAUAUAUCGAUAAUUUAAACGAAUAAAAAAAAAUAUAUACAUAUACAUAUAUAAAAAAUUGUUGUGAACGACGACGGAAAGCUAUUUGUAAAUAGUCGUUUAGAAAUAGCUUUUAAUAUAUUGUAAAAUAAUUUUUUUUUUUUUUUGGAAAAAAAAAUAUAAAAAUAGUAAUUUCUCUCAGUAAAGUGUAAAUAAAGUUAUUUUAGUGUA
This is a messenger RNA of Danaus plexippus (monarch butterfly), 2651 nucleotides long. RefSeq names its product protein TRC8 homolog (gene Trc8). Gene Ontology annotation, cellular component: endomembrane system; endoplasmic reticulum. Gene Ontology annotation, biological process: ERAD pathway. Lineage: Eukaryota; Metazoa; Arthropoda; Insecta; Lepidoptera; Nymphalidae. Gene Ontology annotation, molecular function: ubiquitin protein ligase activity. The transcript has 2 exons. The coding region runs from base 179 to 2191 and encodes 670 amino acids. The record is from RefSeq and is a predicted model, not a curated record.